This is a messenger RNA of Setaria italica (foxtail millet), 1737 nucleotides long. RefSeq lists its product as uncharacterized. The coding region runs from base 109 to 1329 and encodes 406 amino acids. The record is from RefSeq and is a predicted model, not a curated record. NCBI's taxonomy places the organism in Eukaryota, Viridiplantae, Streptophyta, Magnoliopsida, Poales, Poaceae. Gene Ontology annotation, molecular function: protein binding. The transcript has 2 exons.
CCAAGCGAGCAAUGGAGCAGCCAUCAAUUUGAGUAUUUCACCGGCGAUCCCGAUCCCCGAACGGCCUCCCAAACCAAUUCCCGCUCCCUCUCCCCCCGCCGGCACGACAUGGACUCACCGGCGCUCACCGACGACCUCCUGUCGGACAUCUUCCUCCGCCUCCCGGAGCCGGCCGACCUCGUCCGCACCUCGGCCGCCUGCGCCCCCUUCCGCCGCCUCGUCACGGACCGCGCGUUCCUCCGCCGGUUCCGCGCGCUCCACCCCGCGCCGCUCCUCGGCUUCCUCGACCACAAUGGCUUCCACCCGGCGCUCCCGCCCCACGCCUCCGCGCCCGCCGCGCGCGCUGUCUCCCUCGCCGCGGAUUUCUCCUUCUCCUUCCUCCCAUCCUCCUCCACGGGCCGCGGCUGGGUCGUCCGUGACGUCCGCGACGGCCGCGUCCUCCUCGACCGUUCCCCCGAGGACGGCGACACAGAGGCGCCCUCUGUGUUCACGGAGGUAGCGGUGUGCGACCCCUUGCACCGGCGGUGCGUCCUGCUCCCCCCGAUCCCCGACGACCUGGCCGCCGCGGUGGACCAGCCGCUCCGCGUGGAGUUCGACCGCUGGUGCGAGCCCUUCCUCGCUCCCCGUGGCCGCGGCGACCCGGAGGAGGACGAGGCGUCGUUCGGGGUGAUCUGGAUGGCGCAGUGCAAGGCCAAGCUGGUCGCCUUCGCCUUCUCUUCCGGCACCGGGCAGUGGCGCGCCGUCGCGUCCCUGGCCUGGCGCGAUCUGAUGUCCGGCGUGGGCGUGUCGUCAAGGAGCCCUGCGUUCUCCGGCCGUCAAUACGCCCGCGGCUGCUUCUACUGGGUGAUGGAUUGGCGGGACAAGUUGCUCGUGCUUGACACAGGGAGGAUGGAGUUCUCCAUUGCUGACCUCCCACCGGGCUGCCAUAGGCGACAGAUCGCCAUUGUUGAAGCAGGGGAAGGCAGGGUCGGGAUGUUCGCGCUCCGGGACCACGUUGCGGACGGCGCGGUCAGUCUCUAUUAUACUGUAAGGCAAGACGAUGGCAAUGGUUCCAGCCAUUGGCAGAUGGAGAAGACGAUCCCAUUGGAUCCUGAGUUCCGGCAUUACAUCAGGGGUGCAAUGGAGAGGUACAUACUCCUGCUGAGGUUUCCUGAACACCUAAGCUCAGCAGGGGUGCGUGUGAGCUCAUCGACAGAGGUGGCAGACGAAUGUUUCUCAAUGGACGUCAGGACCUUUCAGCUUGAGAGGGUGUGUCAAUUGAAGCACCACAUUCCACGCGCCUACAUAUAUACCAACUUUCCUCCAUUGCUGUCUCCACAGAGUAUCUAAAGAGCUUUCUGGAGCCGUGGUCAGAGCAACAUUCUAUUUUCUCAAGGCUCAAAACAAUUGGGUGUGAGCUUGCUGUAUGAACUCAUAUACUGUCCCAGAUUUCCAUAUUAUCAUGGUCCUCACAGAAGAUGUUGCCAUGUUGGUUUAGCCAGAGUGAUGAUCUAGUAAGAAACAUCCGAUUGUAGUACUGCAUAUAUACCGAUUAUAGUUAUACUUUGUGAAGCUAGUAUUGUGCUUGUGUAUAAGUAAACAGUCGUGGGAUUGAGUUUAUGCCAUAAUCAGACUGUCUAAGCAUAUCUGCGAUGUUUGUGUGCAGUAUGUAUCCAAAAUGUCCUAAAAGUUCAUCGGUAUUUGACGAUACUUAUAUUGAGACAUGUAUAUAUGUUUACUUAUGUGGUGUUCAAAUUA